AUGACGCCCGAAGAGAUGUCUAUCUUGGGAGAGCUCGAUGCAGCAGACCUUGAGAACAAGGGUUUACUCGGCCCUGGUACUACCACUGGCUCGAGACGCAUCCACAAACGGCUCCUCAAUAGCUCUGGCGAGGAUGAAUAUCAUGACAUCUCUCUUCAGAUCAACCUGGAAUCUCCCGACGCUACCAAUGCCUUUGCUACCAUACCAGUCUCGCUGAUCUCCCAUGAUUCCCUUGUUUACUUGGGGUUUUCAGCAGCCAAAUCGGAUGAGAUCUGGAGCCAGUGGACCGACUGGCCUUCUGAAGGGCCUUCUCGUGAAAUCGACCCCGAUAAUGGUGGUCUUCAGGUGACGUUUAUCGAUUUCGUCAGAUGCCGUCUUCGUAACUACGAGGACACAUACGAGGACAAUGAUGACCAAUGGUGUCAAUGCCUUUCCCUGUGCGGAAUGAGCAAGGCUGUCCAGGAUGCCAUCAUGGAUCCACAAUUUAAGCGCAUCCGCCUGACCAAUUCGUGUAUCUUUUGGAUCAGGGAUACCAUUGUCAUGCGGUAUGCCGGGCUGGAAGACAUUCAAAGGGCUUCCCGUCAGCGCGAGAUAGACUUGAUUCGUGUCAGAGAUUGCCAGGAUGGAAGUGGAAGCGGUCGUGGUGCUCAAAGCCGAAAUGGACGAGAUGGAAGUCCCCAGCCAGACGAUCAUCAACAGGCCACGCCUUGGGUCCCACAUGUGUUAUGGAACUCCGCCACCAUGAUGGAGGUCCGGAACAAUUAUGGCCAUAUAGUUCUAUUCAAGGACGUGGUUCACGCACAAGUCGCCGGCCUUUUCGACGAUAGCGGCAAAGUUCAGAGGAUUGAGAAGCUCCUCAGCCACAGUCCCUCAGAUUUCAGUGCAGCCCGGUCUCUCUUCUAUUUCACGCCAGACCACAGAGAAGCAGAAUACCGUUGUGCCUACGCAAAACGCCGUGCCAAUUGCGAGUCCGUUGUCAUGGUCUGUCUUACGAUCCCUCAGACAGCCAUUGACAAGCUGAGAAGACCUAAGCUCCAACGCCUGUACUGGCCCUCUCCGGAGUGGAAGCAGGUGGUCUGGCGCUCCAAAACAGUCAGAUCCCUCCCCUCGGCGCUCCGAAAGUACCGCGAUGCUCUCCUUAUAAUCGGUUCUGUUGCGAACGGCACCCAGCGCAAAUUUGAGAACAUGAAGUCGUGGGCGGACGUAGCCGACGAUGCUGUUUGUUGUGAUGUGUCAUCCGGGGAUCCGACCGUUCAAUAUGUCUUUUCAAGCGAAGAAGAGGGCUGCAAGUUUCUUAAGAAGUACGGCAAGUUGGAGGUGUUCCCCUUCGCUGCGGCCGAGCUUCAGAAAUUUCUAAAAAGAAAUCCUUAA
This is a messenger RNA of Grosmannia clavigera kw1407, 1371 nucleotides long. RefSeq lists its product as uncharacterized. The transcript has a single exon. Bases 1 to 1371 code for a protein of 456 amino acids. NCBI's taxonomy places the organism in Eukaryota, Fungi, Ascomycota, Sordariomycetes, Ophiostomatales, Ophiostomataceae. The record is from RefSeq and is a predicted model, not a curated record.